AUGUACAAGAAGAAAUCAAAAGGUUUAAAGAAACCAAUGGAAUAGUUCCCAAGAAUAGAAAAGGGAAACAAAAAGCAAUUCAAGAAACUAUACCAGACACUCCUAGAAUGGGAAGAUUUGUUAAAGAAAAUCUUACACAAUUGGAAAGAGUAUUACAAGAAGAAAAGAAAAAUAAUAGCAAAAAAAUUGAAAAAGGCUUAAAACAGUUAAGAUAUAGACUUCAAACUAUUGAAGAUAACUACAAAUAUAUAUCGAACUUAUCAGAUGAAGAAUUAGAGACAUUAACAGAGUCAGAAGAUCAACAAGUGUGGAAAAAUAAAGAUGUGAUUGAACAAAUAGAAGAAGAAUAUCAAUUUAAUAAAUAUACAUUAUUAAAUAUGACGAAAGAAAAGUUCAAUCAAAUGCCACAAUGGGAACAACAAAUAGCAAUGAGAAACUUCUUGAUAGGAUCAGAAUUCUCAAGCAAAAAAGUAAGAAAACAAUUUCAGGAUAAGUAUAAAGAACUAUUAGCAUCAUCAUUAGAAAACCAAGGAAAAAUGCAUGAUGAUGAUAAAGUAGAAAAAAGGUUUGUAAAAGACCAAAAACUAAUAAGAGGAAAACCGCAACCUGAACUGUUCUCACCAGAAGGUGCUACUCAUAAUAG
Messenger RNA from Cetraspora pellucida, 643 nucleotides. NCBI's taxonomy places the organism in Eukaryota, Fungi, Glomeromycota, Glomeromycetes, Diversisporales, Gigasporaceae. The record is from the annotation of a GenBank genome assembly.